AUGACCAAGUGGGGGUCAUUGCAAAGCACCAUUAUAUGGCCGAGCGAGUUCUCUUACGCGGUGGAGAACGAGGGGCAGGACAACAAAUUCGGAUACAGCUAUGUGGUCAAAUAUAAUGGGAACAUGGUUCACAGCAGCUUAAAGAAAGAGUUAAAUCAGGUGAACAAACUGAUGAAGAUGACAAGACGGGUGUGUGAAAAUUUGGAGGAACAAAGCGGCCGGAACGACGUGAACAGGUUGGAGACGGACGAGUUGGAGGCAGACAACUUCGGGAUGCACAUCGGUGAGGACAGCGCAAAGGAAAUUAACCAGGCUAAUCAAAUCCUCUUGCGGCUGAAUGAGAAGAAGGAGUUUUUUAAGGAAAGUCUCGGUAAAAUUAACACCGUUGAUGAGAAGUAUGACAUUGCUGUGAGUAGCGCGUCCGCUGAUUACGCAGUUCGUUUGGACUCCCCCUUUGUGUGGAUCGAGGGGGAUCCCUUAGUGGACGCCCUAAAAAGGGGGCAGCUCGGGGGAGCCGAUGACAAGCGCUAUGAAACUGCUAAGCAGCGCUAUGACACCUCUAAGCAGCUAGGCCGAAGGGGUGAGCAGCGCCGUGGAGGGAGGGCUCCCGAAUUUAGGACCUUCCUGUACAACGCCAAAAUUAUCGAGUGCGACGCAACGCUCAUCGAGGACAGGGAGUUUAUUUUUUCAGAAGCCAACACGAGCAGCCUGAAGGUUAAAACGCUCAUCAACGAAGGAAAGCGCAUAAGACAGGUGCUGUACGAAUAUAAGGAGGGCUGCGUCGAGGAAAGCAAGCUGCAAAAUGAUCAGGAUGAGUUUCCACCCCCAGGGAGAAGCGGAAGUGUAGAAGGUACAACACCCCCCGCAUGUGGGGACGACGAAGUGACCUACGAACGUCUGGGUAUACUUCCAUACAGUGACAUAAUCAUGCUGCAAGAGAGGGAGUACGGCAAGAACAGUUACGUGGCUGCUUUUUUAACCCCAUUUGUUCUGAACGGAAACGUGAAGGGGUUCAUCGAGAAGGUACAGCCCUACAUGGCAUACCAAUUUGAUAGUAACUUAAUAUUGACAAAUCUGUGUAAACUGAUUAAGCUCAUGUGCCACUUGGAAGAGAAGGACGUCCUGCAUGGGAACAUCAAACCUAGCAAUCUCUACAUCGAUAACAGUGGGUUCAACAUCCUCCUAGGAAACUUUGUUCCGAAGGUCAAGCUCACAGAUUAUUUCCACUACGUUGUUAAUGGGAAAGGAGGAAUGCCAAAAUAUAUUUCCCCUGAACUUCUUUCCUACUUGAGAAAGAAGAAGAUGAUGGUGAAAAAUGGAGGCAAGAAAAAUAAGCACAUUGAGAAGUACCUCGUGAAGAAUGACAUUUUCUGUUUGGGCCUCUGCUUUUACUACCUCGUGACGAUGAAGGAGGAUAUCCUCAACCACGUGGAUGAUCCGCGCGCCUUUCAACAUAAGGUGAACAAGCUGCAGGCGUGCGUCUGUCGCCCGCAGCUUCUUCUGCUUCUGCGCAGCAUGCUCGCCUACGACCAUCGGGUGCGGCCCACCUGGGCGGCGCUGCUGGCCGCGGUAAGGGGGGAGAAGUGA
Molecule: messenger RNA, 1587 nt
Organism: Plasmodium inui San Antonio 1
Lineage: Eukaryota; Apicomplexa; Aconoidasida; Haemosporida; Plasmodiidae
Product: serine/threonine protein kinase
Exons: 1
Coding region: 1-1587 (528 amino acids)
Biological process (GO): protein phosphorylation
Molecular function (GO): ATP binding; protein kinase activity
Source: RefSeq, a predicted model, not a curated record